Molecule: messenger RNA, 1026 nt
Organism: Drosophila miranda
Lineage: Eukaryota; Metazoa; Arthropoda; Insecta; Diptera; Drosophilidae
Exons: 2
Coding region: 84-422 (112 amino acids)
Source: RefSeq, a predicted model, not a curated record
ACACACGCACGCACACACAAACGCCGGUUUUGUGAACUCACUUGACGAAAAGAAAGCGAGAAGAAAAAAGUUGCCAAAUCAAAAUGGUCACCGAGCCGAAGUCCGUUGAGCCCAAGGUCAGCACCAAGGAGGCGAAGUGCCAGUCAUCAGACUGCGAGACUUCCCAGCAGGAGCCGGUCUCGCAAGUAAGCAGCACGAAGGGCGCCCGUGUGGGGAUCUUCAAUGCCGAGCACUUCUUGUCGCGUGCUCAGAUGAACGAGAAAAUCAACAUCUUGCGCUCGCCCACCAAGCCGCCCAACGGGGUGCGCCAGCGCUCCGUCUACACCAACAACCCAUCGCCGCGUGACAACCCUGGGCGGCCAGUGUGUAUACUCUUUUGGACUACAAUAUUGUUUGUCUUGCUGUUGACAGCGGUAAAUUAGGCAAAUGGAAGGAAAAGUACAUUGAUAUUUAAUUAGUAAAAUGUCUUGAGCCUUGUCGUUACCUGCAAACAAAUCCAAAUGCACAGGGAUAUCGUAUCGACUGUCAUGCAGACUACAGUUUCCAACAAACUUAACCUGGAGCUGGAGGUGGAGGUAGGCACGCGGCGCGGAUGCUACAGCGCUGGCUGUGGCUGUUGAUAAAGAUUAUUGGAUACUGUCUUGGCGGAACUAUCUGCCACGUCUGUCUCUGUCAUAAGAAGAAAGUUGUUACAUGGUUAGAGAUACACAAAGAGAGAGAAAGAGAGAUGCAUACGGAAAGUGUGUGAAAGCGUGGAGCAGUGAGAGCGGGUGCAGAAGCCACAGCGUGGAUACAGAAGCAGCGGUAAGUACAAAUAGCCCAACCAGGAAAGGAUCAAAAUAUUGAUGUCUGGAAUGGCUUUAUUCAAGUGUGAGAGCCUAACUGGGACUCGUGCGAGCAAAGGACCGACCCCACAUAUGUAUCUGUGGCUUAUUCAAUGCUCACACUUGUGUGACUGCGCCCCUGAGAGUCCUUGUCUGCAUCCAUUUGCCGCUCGCACCCGUGUGCCCAACAUCAAAAGCUUUU